AUGGCUCUACCUAACCAGGAAACCGUCAAUUACCCCAGCUUCAAGCUCGUCAUUGUCGGCGAUGGAGGCACAGGGAAAACAACUUUCGUCAAGAGACAUCUUACUGGAGAGUUUGAGAAGAAGUACGAACCCACCAUUGGUGUUGAGGUUCAUCCUCUAGAUUUCUUCACGAACUGUGGCAAGAUCCGUUUCUACUGCUGGGACACUGCUGGACAAGAGAAAUUCGGUGGCCUUAGGGAUGGAUACUACAUCCAUGGUCAAUGUGCGAUUAUCAUGUUUGACGUCACAGCAAGGCUCACGUACAAGAACGUUCCAACAUGGCAUCGUGAUCUCUGCAGGGUGUGUGAGAACAUUCCGAUCGUUCUGUGCGGGAACAAGGUCGAUGUGAAGAACAGGCAAGUGAAGGCGAAGCAGGUCACGUUCCACAGGAAGAAAAAUCUCCAGUACUACGAGAUCUCUGCCAAGAGCAACUACAACUUCGAGAAGCCCUUCUUGUACCUUGCCAGGAAGCUAGCCGGAGACCCAAACCUCCACUUUGUCGAGUCACCAGCUCUUGCUCCACCGGAGGUUCACAUCGAUAUCGCCGAGCAGCAGAAGAAUGAGGCUCAGCUUAUUGAGGCUAUGGCUCAGCCACUCCCAGAUGAUGAUGAUGAAGCAUUCGAGUGA
Microthlaspi erraticum is the source of this 666-nucleotide messenger RNA. NCBI's taxonomy places the organism in Eukaryota, Viridiplantae, Streptophyta, Magnoliopsida, Brassicales, Brassicaceae. The record is from the annotation of a GenBank genome assembly.